UCUCCUCCGGCAUUUCUCCGUGCAGCCUAGGUUAUUCCUCUCGCCGAGCAGACUACAGUAGGCUCCUAGAAGGACGAGCUCGAAGCACCGUGCGCCGCAUGUGCGUGCUAAUGGCAUUGCCCGAAUCGCAGCUCACCCCCGUCGUCGCCCGCGCAUGAGCUUGUGUCGCAUUGCUCUCCCACCUUCGCAGCGAUCCGCUGCGAGUCUCAUCGAUUUUCUUCGCAACCGCCUUCCUUCGCCUGGGCACCUGGGCACAUAUUGAAGCAUUAUUUGAUAAAUUGUCUAAUUUGCGCGCGCACUUUCACGGCAGGCGCACCACAUUCCCCCGUUCGGUGCAUGGGGAGCGACGGCUCCGCCGAACCGACAAACCGGCGCCUUCCCCCCUUCGAAUCCGACAACCUACGCGCCAUUUCUUCCGCCCCUUCCGCCUUCUCCCCCAUGGCGUCCGCCCACACAGCCUGCCCGUGCCCCGCGCCCGUCGACGAGCGCGCAGCCGCGCGCGUCAACUCCGCGGGGUCGGGCGGCGGCAGUCGCAGCCCGUCGUGGAAGCUGAAGGGGAGCAUCCUCAGCAAGGCGCUGCGCAGCCUGCAGGGCCGCGGCAAGCCCAAGGCGCAGUCGUCGCUCGGUGUUGACAGCGACUCGGUCGAAUCCAACGGCCAGCAGUGCAGCCGCAGCGAGCGGAUGGACCCAUCGCCACAACUAGCGGCGCUGCCGCGGCCGCAGCUGGCGCGGUCGCUGUCGCACGGCAGUCGCGAGAAGACGCGGCUCGGGCUGCCGCAGCAGCAGCAGGCCAGCGUGCCCGCCAGCCCGUUUCACCUCGACAGCGGCGCGGUCAGCCCGGAAUUGGCGCCGACAUUGUCAGCGCCGAACGCGCUGAGUCCCGUGGCGACGGAGACGCAUCUGAUGGACAUGGACAUGCCCAUGCUCGCGCAGGCGGCGCUCGCGCACUCCCUGGGCGUGCAUCCCGCGCUCGUGUCCGCGAGCUCGGGCAGCGAAGCAUCGCCGUCGGGGCGGGCGGCGACGGCUGGGGAAGCGGGGGAGGCGGCGGGGUGCGCCGCAUCAGGGGAAUGGCCGCCUAGCGGGUGGCCACAGGCGGGCGACGGAGCAGCGCCGGGCAGCGGAAGUGGCGCGCAUGGCGAAAGCGGAGGGCGGAACAAUGCGGCCGCGGGCGAAGGAAAUUCGCAAUCGCGGCCCAUCCCGCCCAUCCCGCCCAUCCCCACGCCUCCCGCGCCCCUCUCUCCCCUCAACAUGCCCCUGGCGGGCGCGCCCCCUCCCCCAAGAGAGUCCCGCUCCGCCCAUCGCAGCCGAUCGCGGGAAAAGGCGCGGGGGCACGGCGGGCACGGCGGGCAUGGGGGAAGGCACAGCCAGCGCAGCAUGAGCCACGACGAGGGGCAGCUGCACGGGUGGGCGGGGGCGGAGGGGGAAGGGGGGGAGGAGGACGAGGAGGAGGAGGAGGAGGGGGGCGAAUGGGGGGAGGCGGAGGAGCAGGUGCGGGAGAAGCUGGCACGCAUCGAGGGCAAGCUGGCGCGGCUGCGCGCCAAGCGCGAGCAGUAUGUGGCGCGGCUGCAGCGUGUGCAGGCCAAGAAGGAGAAGGUUGCGGGGCCCAUCCAGCAGUGGCUCCGCCCCCCGCCCCGCCUGCAGCAGUAGCCAGGGGAGGGGGGGAUGGCGUGGGUGGGUGUGGGGGAGCAGUGGUGGUGGCGCAGAGGGUGGGACGGACGCCUGCUCCCUCCCGCGCUGCUGCUGCUGCUCUCCUCGCCUGCCAUCACACUUCUGGCUCCUCACUCCUCGCCUCUACCUCUACUGCUUGUGCUGUGAGGCCGGCUGUAGCGGCGCGACGAGAAAUGUACUGCCCGCCCGUGGAUGCGUCAGUUGCCACGAUGACACAUGGGGAGCUCGUGAAGAGUUGAACCACACCCCCCUGCUUAGGCUGAGCUUGUGUUUCCUUUCCAUGCAUAGAGCCCUGACAGUUGUGCAGUGCAGGGUGUCCUUCAUACCAUAACCCCCAAAAUCUGUCAAUCAUCCCUCUGGAUUCCAGAGUCUGGAAAGCUGCUCCACUCCUGCUGGCUGGACUUGAACCACAU
Closterium sp. NIES-67 is the source of this 2081-nucleotide messenger RNA. The record is from the annotation of a GenBank genome assembly. Lineage: Eukaryota; Viridiplantae; Streptophyta; Zygnematophyceae; Desmidiales; Closteriaceae.